GGCGCUGGUGCUGAUGCGGGAUGAGUCAGGCUGUGGGAUGUUGCUGCCAUUUCAUCAGCACAAUUUCCAAACAAUUUCCCUGUCUUCGAAACGUGGAGGAAAAGGCGACGGGAUGAGCCGCUGUGUGUCUGAGUGAGCUGGUCAGUGCGGCUGUGGUCUGUUAGCGAGGUUACGGAGAGGCUCUCAGUGCAGGGCGCGCUGCUGUGGGCUGCACCUGUUUACUCUCCCCGUUGUUUUGCUCGUUAUGCUGUAAGCGAGUAAAGCAGGCUGGAGCAGGUGUCUGUCUCCGCUCUGGCUGCUUAUCUCUCCGUGCGCUUUCUAGAAAGUCCACCAUCCUUUCAGGAGCAUGGAGUCUGCCUUCACUGAGCUCUGAGCAGCCCAGACAAACGCAAGCCAGACAGCCAUGGAAGCAAUAUGGCUUUACCAGUUUCGUCUGAUCGUCAUUGGGGACUCCACGGUUGGCAAAUCCUGUUUGAUCAGGCGCUUCACUGAAGGACGCUUCGCACAGGUGUCUGACCCAACAGUCGGGGUGGAUUUCUUCUCUCGCCUGGUCGAGAUUGAGCCAGGCAAACGCAUCAAACUCCAGAUUUGGGACACUGCGGGUCAGGAGCGCUUCAGGUCCAUCACCAGGGCAUACUACCGCAACUCUGUGGGUGGCCUGCUACUCUUCGACAUCACAAACCGCCGUUCCUUCCAGAACGUUCAUGAGUGGCUGGAAGAGGCGCGCAGCCAUGUGCAGCCACACAGCAUCGUCUUCCUGCUGGUGGGCCACAAGUGCGACCUGGAGUCCCAGAGGCAGGUCACGCGGCAGGAAGCGGAGAAGUUGGCUGCAGCAUACGGCAUGCGCUACGUGGAGACCUCAGCACGUGACGCCAUCAAUGUGGAGAGGGCCUUCACAGAGCUGACACGGGAUAUCUUUGAGCUGGUGAAGCACGGCGAGAUCGUCAUUACAGAAGACUGGGAGGGGGUCAGGAGUGGAUUCGUGCCCAACGUGGUGCACUCAUCAGAGGAGGUGACCAAGAGUGAGCGCAGGUGCCUCUGUUGAUCCACCUGAAGACUCCCAUGACCUGACCCUCACCUAUUCAGAAUCCCUACAAUCAGAGGGCAAGCUUUUGGCCCUCAGCUAAGACAUAACUCCUUGCCUGCCUGCUGAAUGCUUCCUAAGUCUCUACCCAGCCCCUCCGUUCCUCCACUAUUCCAUAGAGUUACUGCCUCGCCAUUCACAAGAACAGAGCACACCGACCUGAGAAACACCAACAAAUGCUGGCUGUUGAUUUAGAUUGUUUAGAAAAAGAACCAAAUGAACCAGUGUGAAUGAGCGAGAAAGUGAAUGGAAAAGAAUAUUCUAGAAGAUCCAAACAAUUGCACAUAGGUGUGGCAUACCAAUCAAAUGUUUGAGCUUGUAGGGUCAGAAUACUUUGCCUUUAUAUCCAUUGAUCAAUAAAAAGGACAAAUUAUAGCACUUUUAAUCUCCCCCUAAAGGCCAAACAGUACCUUACUUCUGCACCUUCCCCCUAUCUACACAUCUGUCAAUCAUUAGAAAGCCAUGAGAUGUUUCCCAUGAGGUUACACUGUCUCCAGAGACUUGGCCUACUGAAGGCAUUCACAAAGACUGUUCCGCAGGAAGAAAAAUCAGAGACAGUGGAGUUGUUUACUUGCAGACUUUUAUGUGUUGACUACAGAAAGAACUGCUGUUUGGUGCUCAGAAAGCUUAUUUGCUGCUUGAGCUAAAAAAAAAAAGACUUGAUUCCUUGUUUGAGGUGUAUAUGCAUACUUAUUAAGGCUUUGGCUGUGGAUACAAUGAGAUUGCAAUAUGGUAGUACAUUACACUCAAUUUCACAAGGUGGUAAAACAGGCCUCAAGUGUAAGACAGUGAAUUUUCACAUCAACCGAGAAUUAGCCUUUUUUUCUAAGUUCAUAUCAGAGAAUAUACGGAGUCAUUGAAUUUGCUGGAGCAUAAACUGUAACCAGAAGUACAAGAAGGCCUCAGAUCUAAGAUAAACUUGUGCUUCUGUGAACUUACCAAAGGGAUUUAUGUAAAUUUGCAAUCAAAGAAAUAAGCCAUUGAAAGAGAAUGGAAAUAAGGUGCACUGUCCCACGACAAACACCGCUACACAUCUCUGAUGCUGUCGGCUUCUUUAAGGUUGAGCAUAAUUACUUAACUUGUAUACUCCUCAAAGUGUUUUCAGAUAUCAUCGCUAGGGAUUGAUUUACACGAAUAGUUGAGUUGCACUGGCAUACAUACCAACAUGCCAUUAAACCUCAUUAUACAAACUGAUUUUCUUCUAUUUCCCAAAUGCAUUUCAGUUCAUCACUUCAGUGAAGAUCUGCACGCAAAAAUGCACCUUUACUUUUACUCCACUGUCCCUUUCCCACUCAAUCUGGAAUUAAUUCAUCACACAUAAAGCUCUGAACUUGUGUUGUUCAUAUAAAAAGAACACUGGGUCUAAGCUGGUUUUCUCUUGAAGAAAAAUAAAUGCCAUUUUCAAAAAUCCUUGCUGUCAUGCUUUACUUUGCUGUGUGUACACUUUUCCUCUGAACAUCACUAGAUCUGCACAAGGUUGUUCAAGAGUUGAAAUACAAAUGUUGUUACAUGCAAGCCAACACUGAUAAAGAACUGAACCGACACCUUAGACUUACAACCUCACCAAAAUAUCUUGCACAACUCAGCAAGCUUUGUCAAAUGUGACAAAGUUGCUUUGACAGCAAUAGGCUAGUUUGCACAUUCUAAAUUACAGAACAUUCUUGAAAUGUAACGGUAAACUUACUUUCACCCAGUGUCUUUUCAAUGCACUGGAGUGUUAACUUGCUUGUAGCAUCAUUAACAUUUCGACUGCUAAAUGGCCUCACAGAUCCAGUGACAUUCAAACAUACUAAGGACAAUUAAUUUUUUUACACAAAGCAUGAUGGCUGUGGUCCUCAAAAGUCUCUCUUAUUUUUACUGUGGAGAAAACCAGCUUAGACUCAAGAGUUCCAAUAUGGGUACAACACCAUUUUCAGCGGUCUUUUGCCCCACACAGACCUCCAGAACUGAUUGGAAUGGAACAUAAUACAUAUGUAAUUGAAUGUCUGUUAUUCUUAGGGCUGUACAAUGCAUUUGCAUGUUCAUCAUUACCCACAAUACAGGCCUCUGCAGUAUGAUAAUCUAACAUUUCAUUCAGUAAUACAAUCAUACAGUGCAGUCCUAGUCAUAUGGCUUGAUUCUGUCAUUUAGACCGAGGUAUUGCAGGGGCAGACUUUGAAUUAGGCUGGUGUGGGUGCAUCUGAGCUCCUGAACUAUGAAAUAUUAAUAACUGUACCUGUUACAAUCGGUUGUGGCACUGUGUACCUCUUUAUCAAAAGAACUUGAAAUGUACUAAAGAUUAAAAUACCAUGGCAAGA
This is a messenger RNA of Pygocentrus nattereri (red-bellied piranha), 3381 nucleotides long. RefSeq names its product RAB39B, member RAS oncogene family b (gene rab39bb). Gene Ontology annotation, biological process: Rab protein signal transduction. Gene Ontology annotation, cellular component: Golgi membrane. NCBI's taxonomy places the organism in Eukaryota, Metazoa, Chordata, Actinopteri, Characiformes, Serrasalmidae. The record is from RefSeq and is a predicted model, not a curated record. Gene Ontology annotation, molecular function: GTPase activity; GTP binding. The coding region runs from base 404 to 1045 and encodes 213 amino acids. The transcript is spliced from 3 exons.